Molecule: messenger RNA, 938 nt
Organism: Lingula anatina
Lineage: Eukaryota; Metazoa; Brachiopoda; Lingulata; Lingulida; Lingulidae
Product: galactoside 2-alpha-L-fucosyltransferase 2
Source: RefSeq, a predicted model, not a curated record
AAUCUGAACAAAAUAUGCGUGAAGCGCACCGUUUUGUUUCCCCAGACAUGGAAGCAGCGCUGGAAAAAAGAUAGAAAUCUUGGAUUAAUUCUACGGGACUUUUCAUCAUGACAGGGGUUUUUGGUCGUACGGGUAACCGUAUGUUUGAAUAUGCGUCAAUGUAUGGAAUUGCAAAACGAAAUAACAUGACACCAGUCCUGCUUGCAAACGCGGAGGUACGGAGAGUGUUUCGAAUUCCGGAUUAUAUUCCCCACUCUUUACCGCCUGGUGUUAAACUUGUGAAAUUCCACGAGAUGAAAUACGCAUUUUAUGAUAACAGGACGGAGACAUUGUACAAGAAAGGCCAAUCGGUACAGUUAUUGUAUUAUUUGCAGUCCUGGAAAUAUUUCCACAAUGUCGAAGAUGAUCUAAAGCAACAUUUUCGUUUCCGAAAGGAGGCAGAGUUCCGCAGAGAAAUCAAUGCUUUUUUUGACAUUGCAUUACUAGAACUUGGGAUGAACAUCAAAAGGGAUAAAGUAACGUAUAUUGGAAUCCAUGCCCGGAAUUGGAAAGACUUGCACACGAACGCACAUGAGCGUGGUUAUAACGUGGCGCCAUCUAGUUACUACACUAAAGCCAUGCGGUACUUUGAGAAUAUCUAUAAAAACAUCCUGUUUAUUGUACUGUCUGAUGAUAUGUCUUGGUGCAAAAAGAAUGUUCAGCACCCACGAAUCCGAUACAACCCAUUCAACGACUCCAUACUGAGUUUAGCUCUCUUAGGAAGUUGUAACCACACCAUAAUGUCAGUGGGUACCUUUUCUUGGUGGGGCGCGUGGUUGGCCGGGGGAGACGUGGUUUACUAUAAAGACUGGCCCAAACCUGGCACUUACUUGUGGUGGCGCACCAACCAUGAGGACUAUUUUCCCCCAAACUGGGUUGGAAUUUCCGGAUAGGAUAGC